Sphaeramia orbicularis (orbiculate cardinalfish) is the source of this 3081-nucleotide messenger RNA. RefSeq names its product TNF receptor-associated factor 7 (gene traf7). NCBI's taxonomy places the organism in Eukaryota, Metazoa, Chordata, Actinopteri, Kurtiformes, Apogonidae. Gene Ontology annotation, cellular component: nucleolus. The record is from RefSeq and is a predicted model, not a curated record. Gene Ontology annotation, biological process: ribosomal large subunit assembly; Notch signaling pathway. Gene Ontology annotation, molecular function: zinc ion binding; protein binding.
GUCUGCUGUGCGUUCGCGAGGCAGCAAGAAACAGAGAGAGGGGGCUGGAGAGAGAAGAUUUAGGAAUUCGUCUGCAGACUUCAAGCUACGCUGUUGGUAAAAUAAUGGCUUAGCAGUUUAAUAAGCUGCUAGUUUGUCCAUGUGGGUAUUCUCUGGGUAAUGAGCAGUGCUAAAACAUCACGCUACAACCGAUACUCCGAAGCAGUAGCAGCACCAGCCACAUCGCCCAUUCCCAGCAGCCCCUCCACCCCCCCAGCACACUCCAGCAACGGGAGCAGGAUGGAGGCCUCAUUUGGCCCUGCCUUCUCAGCCGUGGCCCCUGGAGCUAAAGCAGAGGGGUCUAGCACCUAUAAACAACAUAGAAGAACUCCCUCCUCCUCAAGCACUCUGACGUACUCCCCCCGGGAUGAUGACGAUGGAAUGCCUCCCAUCGGAACUCCUCGGAGGUCUGACUCGGCCAUCUCUGUCCGAUCGCUCCACUCCGAGUCUAACAUGUCUCUGCGCUCUACAUUCUCUCUACACGAAGAGGAAGAGGACACGGAGCCACAAGUGUUUGCAGAACAGCCGUCAGUGAAACUGUGCUGCCAGCUGUGCUGUAACGUCUUUAAGGACCCUGUCAUCACUACAUGUGGGCACACCUUCUGCAGACGAUGUGCCUUGACUUCAGAUAAGUGCCCAGUGGAUGCAGCGAAGCUAACAGUUGUGGUAAACAACAUAGCUGUGGCAGAGCAGAUCGGUGAGCUGUUCAUCCACUGUAAAUACGGUUGUAGAUCCACCGCCAGCGGCACGGGCGGAGCCACAGCCUCCAACGCCACCGUGGCAGGGAAACCUGGAGCGUUUGAGGUGGAUCCGCUGGGCUGCCCAUUCACCAUCAAACUAUCCACACGCAAAGAACACGAGGCCAGCUGUGACUACAGGCCCGUCCGCUGCCCCAACAACCCCUCCUGCCCCCCACUCCUCACUAUGAACCUGGAGGCUCACCUCAAAGAAUGUGAGCACAUCAAAUGUCCACACUCCAAAUAUGGCUGUACAUUCAUCGGUAACCAGGACACGUAUGAAACCCAUCUGGAGGUGUGUAAAUUUGAGGGGCUCAAAGAGUUUCUACAGCAGACUGAUGACAGGUUCCAUGAAAUGCAGCUGACUCUGGCCCAGAAGGACCAGGACAUCGCCUUUCUGCGCUCUAUGUUGGGCAAACUGUCGGAGAAAUUAGAUCAGUUGGAGAAGAACCUGGAGCUCAAAUUUGAUGUGUUGGAUGAAAACCAGAGCAAACUGAGCGAGGACCUGAUGGAAUUCCGUCGAGAUGCCUCCAUGCUUAACGAUGAGCUGUCCCACAUCAACGCCAGACUCAACAUGGGAAUCCUGGGCUCAUACGACCCGCAGCAGAUCUUCAAGUGUAAGGGCACAUUUGUGGGUCACCAGGGCCCUGUUUGGUGUCUGUGUGUCUACUCCACUGGAGACCUGCUCUUCUCUGGGUCCUCAGAUAAAACCAUUAAGGUGUGGGACACCUGCACCACCUACAAGUGUCAGAAAACACUUGAGGGUCAUGAUGGCAUUGUCCUGGCAUUGUGUAUCCAGGGAAACCGCUUAUACAGCGGCUCUGCUGACUGCACCAUCAUCGUGUGGGACAUCCAGACUCUGCAGAAAGUUAAUACUAUCCGUGCCCAUGACAACCCAGUAUGCACACUGGUCUCCUCCCACAACAUGUUGUUCAGUGGCUCCCUCAAGGCCAUUAAGGUGUGGGACAUCUUGGGUACGGAGCUGAAGCUGAAGAAGGAGCUGACUGGUUUGAAUCACUGGGUCAGAGCGUUGGUGGCGUCCCAGAACCACCUGUACAGUGGCUCAUACCAGACCAUCAAGAUCUGGGACAUCCGCUCUCUGGAGUGCGUCCACGUCCUGCAGACCAGCGGUGGCAGCGUUUACUCCAUCGCCGUCACCAACCACCACAUCGUCUGCGGCACCUAUGAAAACCUGAUCCAUGUGUGGGAUAUUGAGUCUAAAGAGCAGGUGCGGACCCUGACGGGCCACGUGGGGACAGUAUAUGCCCUGGCUGUCAUCUCCACCCCUGACCAGACCAAAGUGUUCAGCGCCUCCUACGACCGCUCGCUCAGGGUGUGGAGCAUGGACAACAUGAUCUGCACCCAGACGCUGCUCAGACACCAGGGCAGCGUCACGGCAUUGGCAGUUUCCAGAGGACGCCUCUUCUCUGGAGCUGUGGACAGCACCGUCAAGGUGUGGACGUGUUAAACAGUCAGCGUCACAUCUGUGCGUCCGACGGAUCCGUGAACCGUUUCCACGGCGUCUCCUGCUCCACUGUUGUAUGAUUGUGAUUUACCAGAGCCACGGUAACAGCCACCGGAGGACGGAGCUGCUCCUUCAUGAUCUCAUCACCGAUGCAUUACACAACAAAACAUGGCGAUCUGCCUUGCAGCUGCACCGACUGCAGCCGUACCGACCGCAGGACGCGGGCCGGAACACGCAGCUGUGGGUCUCUGCAGACGUUUUAACGGUCCCGCCCGCUUCCUGUGGACACGCCCGCCACUGAACACUGACGAUGCCUCAUGCAUAUUGUGCUAAAAUACGUCUGAAGGCUGGUUUCACCGUCAGCAGAUGACAGCACAUCACAUUCAUACUAAACACCAGGACAUGUCACUGCUCCUUCUGUUCAGGUCAGAGGUCAGACAGCAUUAGCCCACACUACACUCCAGUUAUUACUCAGACAGACUGUGUUUGCAUUAGGAUUCUAUUUAAUGUGGAAUGAAUCAGUGUUUACUGAUUUAUUUAUCAAUUAAAACCAAAGAAUUUGGGAGCAGAUUCAACACUGAGGUUGAAGUGACAGUUUGAUGGUAACAUGUCAUCAAUAAUCAGACUGUUCAAACGUUCAAUUUUAACAAGUUUCAAAGGGUCUACUGACUAGAAUACCAGCACAUACGUAUGUGUGUUAAAGCAGUGGUCUGGAUUCAGGACCCACUAUCACCCCUCAAAGACAAGACAAGACCCACACUGAUAAAAGUUAAACUUCUCAAAUUUAUUUCAUAAAAGAUGGUGUGUUUUGAACAUGAGAUAAUACAGAAUAUCACAGUA